This is a messenger RNA of Danaus plexippus (monarch butterfly), 864 nucleotides long. Its product is annotated as DNA oxidative demethylase ALKBH2-like. The coding region runs from base 147 to 815 and encodes 222 amino acids. Gene Ontology annotation, biological process: DNA repair. The record is from RefSeq and is a predicted model, not a curated record. NCBI's taxonomy places the organism in Eukaryota, Metazoa, Arthropoda, Insecta, Lepidoptera, Nymphalidae. The transcript has 5 exons.
UGCAACAUUAAUUUGUUCUGUCAUUGUGUCAUGUCUCUGAUCAAAUCAAGAAUUAAAUUUGAAACCUUUUUUUUGUUUUCUAUAGCAAAAUAUCGAGGAAUUGGUAUCACCUUAGAAUCCAAAUAUAACUUCAAUGUUACCACCAUAUGAUGUCAGAUAAUUUAAAAAAGGUAGAUCUUAGUUGUAUCAGUUGGAAAGUUAUUAAAAAUGAUGGAUUGGAUCUUGAAUAUACUGUUCCAAUACCAAGAUCAGUAGCUGACGGCAUCCUGAUGGAGCUCGAAGAAACUUUAUGCUUUUUUACAGGAGAUCUAGCCAAGAUUAAAGUUUUCGGUAAAAUUUAUCCCCUGCCUCGACAGCAAGUGGCCUAUGGUGAUCCUGGAAUUACAUACACCUACUCCGGCAUAACCGUACCAGCCUUACCGUGGCCCAAACCUGUAUUAAUGCUGCGAGAUUUUUUGUUUACUUUGAAAGGCAUAAAAUAUGAGUUUGUCUUAGUCAAUAAAUACAGAAACGGGAAUGAUCAUAUGGGAGAGCACAGAGAUAAUGAGCCGGACCUUGAUCCUAAGUACCCUAUAGCCUCAAUAUCGUUCGGAGAGGAGAGACCGUUUGUAUUAAAGCACAAAGACGCAAGAAAACCGGGUCCCCUCAAAAAGAACAUCUCGCCAGUGAUCAUAAAGUUAGAGCAUGGUAGCGUUCUACUUAUGAACCCACCGACUAACGACCUCUGGUAUCAUAGUCUGCCAACUCGUAAAAGGAUAAAAGGUGCAAGAAUAAAUUUCACUUUUCGUAAAAUGGUUCAAAAAAACAUAUUUUAGUAAUUAAUAUUUUUGUAGUUGAAAGAGGUUAAUAAAACGAGUGAAAAUU